GGACAGAAGAGGAGAUUUGGACUAUCUGAGCUGUGGAUUUACUGAAAUACUACGAUCAAACCAGCACUGGCUUCACAAACCGAAGGAUAACUUUAUAAGAACUGUGAGUAAAAGUGACAGUGAAAGUAACUUUCAAAAAGCUUUAGUUUAUAGAACUGAAUUUUUGACACAGAAUGGCUACUCAGUCAGAAAUGGCCUGUUCCUGUCCAAUUUGUUUGGAGAUCUUCAAAGAUCCUGUGGUGUUGUCAUGCAGCCACAGCUUCUGCAAGGACUGUUUGCACAACUGGUGGGCAGAGCAACCACUUCAUGUGUGUCCAGUUUGUAAAAGAAGAUCUUCCAGAGACGAUCCACCCUGCAACCUAGUGCUGAAGAAUGUAUGUGAAGCUUUAAUACAUGAGUUGACACUAAAGGACAAGCCUUCUGCACAGACUGAGACCCUCUGCAGUCAGCACUCGGAGAAACUGAGGCUCUUCUGUCUGGAUCAUCAGCACCCGGUGUGUCUGGUUUGUCGAGAUUCCAGAACACACAAAAAACAUACAUUCAAACCCAUCAACGAAGCUGCACAGGAUUACAAAGACUUUGUCAAGAAAUCCCUUGAACCUUUACAGGAGAAACUGCAGCGCUUGAAUCAAGUUAAAGUUGAAUGGGAUCAGACGGCUGAGUACAUUUCUGUCCAGGCUAAACACACAGAGAAGCAGAUUAACGAAGAGUUUGAGAAAAUGAAGGAGUUUCUGCUGAAGGAAGAACGGGCCAGGAUUGAUGCCCUGAGGAAUGAAGCACAACAGAAGAGCAACAUGAUGCAGCAGAGGAUUGAAGCUUUGAGUGUAGAAAUGGCGGCUCUGUCAGACACAAUCCAAGCCACAGAGAAGGAGCUGAGAAGUGAAGAUGUCUUGUUCCUGCAGAACUACAAAGCUUCAGUCAGACGAGUCCAGGAGCUCCACCCCACUGUGGAUCCAGAACUGCCCUCUGGAACUCUGAUAGACGUGGCCAAACAUGUGGGCAACCUGAGCUUCAACAUCUGGAACAAGAUGAAGCAGAUCGUCUCCUACACGCCUGUGAUUCUGGAUCCAAACACUGCCUCUUCCAAACUUCUCCUGUCUGAUGAUCUGAGGAGAGUGAAAUGUGAGGAACUGGACAAUGUGACGGUGUUUCUCAAAAACCCAGAGAGGUUUCAAUACUAUGUUACAGUGCUGGGAUCUGAAGGGUUCACCUCAGGGACACACAGCUGGGUGGUUAAGAUUGGGGGCAAUCUGGAAUGGUCAGUGGGAGUGAUCAGAGAGUCUACCCUGAGGAAGGGGGAGAUUAGUAAUGGAUACUGGGGAUUUUGGUUCAAGGAUGGUAAAUACAGAGCAUACUCUCCACCAUCUAUUGACAGGGUUCUGUCUUUAAACAAGCCUCUCCAGAGGAUCAGGGUGCAUCUGGACAUGAACAGGAAAAAACUGUCAUUCUCAGAUCCAGACACUGACACAAAUAUCUUCACUUUCACACAUGCGUUCACUGAGAAGGUGUUUCCCUUCUUUAGCAUGGCACAUCUAAUGCAACUGAAAAUAUCCCCCAUGAAUAUUACUGCACAGCUGGAGAUGUAGAGGGUUAUAAAGAUGACAUGAGGCAAACCUGUUCAUAUUUCUAACUGAACCUCACAUCAUACAAAUAAAAUACAAUGAAUGUUAAAUCAUUCUAGCUCCAAAUAAAGUAGACUUUACAAACAGCACUUUGCUGUUAAGUGCAACAGUUUAUCAGUGCAAGCAGUUUUCAGUGUCAAAAAUGUAAACAUUCUAAUGCUUUUUCUGUUUUGUUAUGUUGCACUGCUAGAUUCACCAAAGCACCAUCUGAUCUUCAUGGGGGCUGCCAUGGCUCAGAUGGUAGGGUGGGUCAUCCAAUAACCGAAGGGUUGGUGGUUUGAAUCCCGCUCUGUCCAUGUGCUGUUGUGUCCUUGGACAAGACAGUUCACCCUCCUUGCCUCCAGU
Messenger RNA from Sphaeramia orbicularis (orbiculate cardinalfish), 1967 nucleotides. RefSeq names its product nuclear factor 7, ovary-like. Bases 174 to 1586 code for a protein of 470 amino acids. The record is from RefSeq and is a predicted model, not a curated record. The transcript has a single exon. Gene Ontology annotation, molecular function: zinc ion binding; protein binding. Lineage: Eukaryota; Metazoa; Chordata; Actinopteri; Kurtiformes; Apogonidae.